Molecule: messenger RNA, 1300 nt
Organism: Cryptococcus deneoformans JEC21
Lineage: Eukaryota; Fungi; Basidiomycota; Tremellomycetes; Tremellales; Cryptococcaceae
Exons: 6
Coding region: 130-624 (164 amino acids)
Biological process (GO): regulation of transcription by RNA polymerase II
Cellular component (GO): mediator complex
Molecular function (GO): transcription coregulator activity
Source: RefSeq, a predicted model, not a curated record
CUCGUACAUUCCAGCCUAUCCCCAUACCUCACGCCCACUAAUUUGCUCCAGUCGCAUGUCCACAUUGUCUUGAUAAGCACGACUGGGAACGUCAAUGUCCCUUGGCCCUAUACACUCCGUUCGCCAGCGAUGCUCCACGAAGAGUUAUCCACUGACAUGGACAUGAUCACUCAGCUGCAGGAUGCCAUCCUAGAUCUAUUAACGAUCACUUCAACGUCAAUCGAAUAUAUCACCAAACGCACCCAGUUCGAACAAACUUCCAUAUCUAUCCCCACGACCCUAUCAACCCCGAAUGCAGCUAACCGAGUGGAGUAUAAAGCUGCUAUUGAAACCUUUGUCGCCGACAUCAUAAGAAGAUCGAAAGAUAUCCAACAUCUCAUCGAUGGACUCCCUAGGCCCGGAGACAGCUCUGAACGGGCGCAAAGAUUAAUAGAAUUGCAAGAUGAGAUCAAGAUAGCGAAUGAAGAAUACAGACAGGUCCUUGAGCAAUCCAAAGAGCUUGUGAAAGAAUUGCAGCUUGCCCUCGAUCACACCCUAGGCGAAUCUCCCAACGAUAUCAGUAUCCAAUCGGCAAACUAUCCAGCCGGAACGCCAUACCAUAAUCAAAACAAUGAAGCCAACUGAGCCGGCAUUAGAAUAGAGGCAGCAGCAUGCGCAGAUGGUGCAUAGAUGCAAAACAAAUUGCUAAAUCAAAAGUGGCAACAUGGGGCCAAAAAUAUGACUAUUCAUACAAAUAAAUUUCGCCGCAGGGGAAUGCUGUCCUUGUUUAUUGGCCAACUCCUUUGUCGCAAUACAAUCUUCGCCCAACUAGGAGCCGUAGUUGAACAUCCUUCCAUCACAAUUCUUCGCUCCGCUACACAUUGCCCCACCCGAUCAGCAUCCUCCUUUUUUUUACGACAGGGGCGCCUUGGACAAGAAGGAAACAGCCAAAUGUGCACUUACCAUCGACAGAUAUCCUUCACUUCCACCGGGCCUUUGUCUGAAUUCAAAGCUAUCAUCUCUGGCGGAUGUGCCGAAGCAGAUGUUUUAGACAUCUGUUUCUUGCCCUUAUUUCCCUUCUUCUUUUUGACAGGCUCUGGGGAUGGAACGUCGUCAUCCUGUAUGUCGGCAUAGACAUCGUUAGCAUCCACAUCUCUCAAGGAAAACCAGAAGCUAAAAAAGGAUAUAUGAGACGUACGGGUAUACCCUUGUAACUGAUACAAAGUUCUUCGUGCUUUUUGAUGUCUCGACGAGUAAAGAUCACAAGCCUAUGAAACGGUAUUUAGUGAAGUUCUGUGACACUUCUGACUCUUAAAAAUGG